Messenger RNA from Agrilus planipennis (emerald ash borer), 666 nucleotides. Its product is annotated as flavin-containing monooxygenase FMO GS-OX-like 2. The record is from RefSeq and is a predicted model, not a curated record. The transcript is spliced from 2 exons. The coding region runs from base 120 to 512 and encodes 130 amino acids. Gene Ontology annotation, molecular function: NADP binding; flavin adenine dinucleotide binding; N,N-dimethylaniline monooxygenase activity. Lineage: Eukaryota; Metazoa; Arthropoda; Insecta; Coleoptera; Buprestidae.
UAAUAAUAAGGUAUAAUAUUUGUAUUUAUAUUGCAGGGUAUGAAUACAGUUUUCCCUUUCUUAACAAAUCCUGCGGGAUAACUGUAGAUGACAACCACAUUCAACCACUUUACAAACACAUGAUUCAUAUGAUGAAACCAACCAUGUGCUUUAUUGGAAUACCUUUUAAUGUGUGCGCUUUUCAAAUGUUCGAUUUACAGGCUCGUUUCUACGUUAAGUAUCUUGAUGGGGACCUAAAGUUACCAUCAGAAGAAGAAAUGCGUGAAGACACUGAAAAAGACAUGCAAUUAAGAUGGGAAAAGGGGUACAAUAAACGUCAGGCCCAUAUGAUGGGACCAGGACAACGUUCCUAUUACAAUGACCUAGCAACGAUGGCAAAUCUUAUUCCUAUCGAUCCCGUAAUAGUUAAAUUAAGGGACGAAAGCGUUAAGAGAUUACAUACUGACCUUAUGACCUUCCGAGAAGACAGGUACAAAAUUGUCGAUAAAGAAACAUUCGUAAAAGUUUAUUAAUUAGAUUUUUUAUCUUACACUUUUCUUUAUUGUUAUUCGUUACCCUACUGUACUUAAUCAAUGUUCAUUUGUUAUAUAUGAAUCACUGUAUUUAUCUGCAAAUAUAAAUAUAUACCUACUUAUCUAUAAAAAUAAAGAAAGAAAAAUAACAUUA